Arachis ipaensis is the source of this 1899-nucleotide messenger RNA. RefSeq names its product Cyclin B1;4 (gene CYCB1;4). Gene Ontology annotation, biological process: mitotic cell cycle phase transition. The record is from RefSeq and is a predicted model, not a curated record. Gene Ontology annotation, molecular function: cyclin-dependent protein serine/threonine kinase regulator activity. Lineage: Eukaryota; Viridiplantae; Streptophyta; Magnoliopsida; Fabales; Fabaceae.
GAAAUGAAAUCCCCAAACGUUGCAUUGCAUCACUUCCUUUAUCAUUUAUUCUCACUCAUUCAUUCAGACUUUUUCACAAACACUUAGAAGAAGAAGAAGAACGAAAGAAAGAACGUUGUAAAGAGAGAGGGUGGCGACGGUGGAAGAAGAAGAAGGAGGAGAGAGGCGCAACGGUCGUCUCCACGUGUUUCUUUCGUCUCUCUUUUCAACCAUUGGCGGCGUUUUCGCCACUUCUUUUCAUCAACAAGAUACCAUGGCUUCUUCGAUGGCUCUCCCUAUCGAUCAACAACAACAACAACCACCUAGUGGUGAGAAUGAGAAAAAGGUUAUUGUGGCAGCAGCAGAAGGGAGGAACAAUAGGCGUGCAUUACAAGACAUUGGUAAUCUUGUGGCUAAGCAAGCAGAACAAAAUGUGACAAAGCGCAACACAAGAAACUUUUAUGCUAAUGACCAAGCUGCAGCAGAGAAGAACAAGAAAUCAAGCACUGAACUUGUGAUUGGAGCAGCAGUGGUUCCAGCUAAUGGGGUUGAUGUGAGGAACUUCAUUGUUGCAACAAAGUUAGAAGCAGAUAAGAAGCCACCAACAGAACAUGAAGUCAUUGUCAUCAGCUCAGAUGAUGAAUCCGAGGAAGAAAAGAAGAAGAAGCCACAAGCUGCUAAAGGAAGAAAGAUAAGGGAAAGGGUAACCAGGAAAAAUGCUAAGGCUUUCAGUUCAGUCCUCUCGGCUAGAAGCAAGGCUGCUGGACUCACUUAUAUGCCAAAGGAAGUGGUGAACAUUGAUGCAACUGACAUGGACAAUGAAUUGGCAGCAGUGGAGUACAUUGAUGACAUAUACAAGUUCUACAAACUCACUGAAGAUGAUGGUCGUGUGCAUGAUUAUAUGGGUUCACAGCCUGAUAUAAACGCCAAGAUGAGAUCAAUCCUUGUGGACUGGUUGAUAGAAGUGCAUAGAAAAUUUGAACUAAUGCCAGAAACUCUCUAUCUGACCCUCAACAUUGUUGAUCGGUUUCUGUCCAUGAGGGUUGUUCCAAGAAGGGAGCUUCAGCUGGUUGGCAUAAGUUCAAUGCUGAUUGCUUGCAAAUAUGAAGAAAUCUGGGCUCCAGAGGUGAAUGACUUUGUUGUCAUAUCAGACAAUGCCUAUAUUAGAGAACAAGUUUUGGUCAUGGAGAAAACAAUCCUGGGAAAGCUUGAAUGGUACCUAACGGUUCCCACACCCUAUGUGUUCCUUGUUCGGUAUAUCAAGGCCUCCACUCCCUCUGAUGAUGAGAUGGAGAAUAUGGUGUUCUUCCUUGCUGAACUUAGCAUGUUGCACUAUCCUACUAUUAUCUCCUAUAGUCCUUCUGUGAUUGCUGCUUCUGCUGUGUAUGCUGCAAGAUGUACCCUUAAAAGGGUUCCUUCUUGGACUGAAACUCUUGAACACUACACAGGCUACUCUGAGGAAAACAUAAGAAAUUGUGCCAAACAAAUGGUAAACUUUCAUGUUGCUGCUCCAGAAAGCAAGCUUAGAGCAGUUUACAAGAAAUUCAGCAGCAUGGAUCGCAGUGCUGUUGCUCUUCUUACCCCGGCAAAGAACUUGCUAGCACAAUCUUGAACAGCUAGUGUCAAGAACUGUGAAUUUUCUUUUAAUGUUUUUUGGAUGAUUGUAUUUACCCAGCUUAUGAGUCUUUUAAUGUCUUUUGUUCAGGGAGAUCAUUGUUGUUAUGAUCUUUAGGAAGAUAUUAUCUGGGAAGUUUGAGUUUGCUAGAUAUGAUUCUUAUUAUGUAAAGCAGAAUUUGGAUGAUAUGGUGUGUGUUUUGGAUAUGAAAAAUUGUGUGUAGCUAAUGGAAUUAGUAUUUUCUUUUUUCUUUAACACCUAAUUUUGGUGGUUGAGUGAGUUAAGAAUAUAUCUUUCUUUUUUGA